This is a messenger RNA of Boleophthalmus pectinirostris (great blue-spotted mudskipper), 2147 nucleotides long. It is a transcript of the gene cacfd1, whose product is annotated as calcium channel flower domain containing 1. NCBI's taxonomy places the organism in Eukaryota, Metazoa, Chordata, Actinopteri, Gobiiformes, Gobiidae. The transcript is spliced from 5 exons. Gene Ontology annotation, biological process: vesicle-mediated transport. Gene Ontology annotation, cellular component: membrane. Bases 504 to 1001 code for a protein of 165 amino acids. The record is from RefSeq and is a predicted model, not a curated record.
UUUAAUGAAUGUGUAUUUCAGUUUAUAAUGCGUCAAGUGUCUCAUGUCUAUGUUUGCGCAUGUAAACAAACCAUGACGCAGCCCGAGUAACUCCUCCCACAAUGCUUCGCUCCUGAGCUAGGAACAGGGACGAAGGCGUAGUUGCUAAUAUCUAAACAAGAGGCUUAUUGCUUCGUUGGAUUGUCUUAGUAGAAGAUAUAGAAAGUGAUUUUUAAAUAAUUUUAUCUGCUAGAACUUAUUUACUGAUAUUAGGUACAUUUUAGCGUCUGGUGACUUUGUAGUUAGAGCGAGCUAGUUUGGAUGCUGCGGCUUUUGCGGCUGGAUAACAUCAGGCCACCCAUAGUACGAACAAAGGAAUUAUAAGCGAUUAGUUUUUAUUCCCAGUAUUUGUCACUGACAGUGCCUGUACGAUCGUGAUAGAACUAGUAAUAGCUGUUAUACGGCCAUCUUAUAAUAAUAUUAAGCUAUAUUGGCGAGCUUUAGCUACCUAAGCAAAAAACACAAUGAGCUCAGAAGAGACUGGAGCGGCCGCCAAACCCGCUCCCGAGGAUGACGGCAUGACAUGGUGGUACCGAUGGCUCUGCAAAAUUGCUGGAGUUCUGGGAGGGAUAUCUUGUGCCACUGCAGGAGUGUGGAACUGUGUCACUAUUAAUCCUUUAAAUAUUGCUGCUGGAGUAUGGAUGGUGUUGACUGCUUGUGUAUUGUUUCUGUGUGAAGUCCCCUUUUGUUGCCAGUUUGUAGAGUUUGCUAAUGUGAUAGCAGCUCGUGCAGACCGACUCAAGCCUUGGCAAAAGGCACUUUUUUAUUGUGGGAUGGCUCUAUUCCCAAUAAUCUUGCGAUUCAACUUUACUACACUAUUCGGAAAUGCCAUUGCCUUUGCAACAGGAGUUCUGUAUGGCCUUGCAUCCUUAGGCAAAAAAGGGGAUGCUGUGACUUAUGCCAGACUUCAGCACCAGAAACAGGGAGAUGAAGAGAAGAUGACAAAUGGAGCUCCUGAAUAAGACAAAACAAUAGCAUCUUAAGUUUAAUUUAUUUGCUUUGAUUUUCAGUUCUUAUACAGCCCCUCACUGUCACCCUCUAAUUACACCACUUGUUUUUUUCUGAUUCGUCCAAAUAACACUGACCUUGUAUAACCUCUGUCCUUUAAUUAAUACUUACAUUAUGGCAAUGAGUGGAGUCAGCCAUCAAUGAGUAUUGAUACCUACACUUUCUUUAAACAUUCUUUUAAAUGGGGUAAAGGUGAAUGUAUUAGGAAACACAAAUUUUAGCUUUUCUUAAAGGGGUUUUGUGUAGACCAAUAGUUUUCCCAUGCAUGAACGCAAAUAUUGGUCUCAUUCAGAUUGUUGACUAUGGGAUUGUAUGUAAUUAUCCAAUUUAUUAUAGCUAGUUAUUUAUUUUCCAUCUGUGGCAAAUUGAAGUAGAUAAUGUUUUUGUGCAAAUGAAGGGAAAUGGCGUUCAUUUAGGCUAGAUUUUGUGAGGGCAUUAAAUUAAGUCAAACUUGCACACUGAAAAUCCAAUUUAGAAUUCAUAUGAUUAUUCCUAGUGACAUUUACGCAGUGUGUGUCACUAGGAUUAACAUGAGACAGUCCAGGUACAUCCAAUCAGUAUAUGCCAUGAUUUGCCUUUGUCACGCAGUUGACAUGAGCAGUGGUGAGAAGUGAUGAUUGUGUUUGUAGUGUUGCCUCGCCUCUGUUGUGUCACCUGUAUUACCAAUGUAUGUUUACAUGUACCUCUCUUACCUUAUUCAAUAUUGUAAAUCUAUUUGUUACUCCAACUGUUACCACCAGCUCUCAGGUAUUGUGUAUAAUGUUACUGUUGUUUAAAGGGAUUGGAACAUGCCGCAAUUCUGAGCCUAAAAUGUUUGUUAAACAGUUGAAAUGAUUGUGCAAAUGUUUAACAAUGUGAUUGAACACUACAGACCAAUGUUUAACUUUGUCCUCUGAGAUAAGAAAAAAAAAAGCUUAUGAUUUUUUUCUUGCAAUUCACCCAUAUUUAUUUGAGUUCACUCCUUUGCAGUGACUACAUGUAAUGACUGAGUAACUGAUUAUGAAUCAGGGGUUAUCAAUGUUAAUUUUUGUGUAUAUGUUAUGUCAGCAGUGUGUGUGGUGGGUCCAGAUCUUGCUUUAACUUUGUGAAUUAAACAAACU